UGUGCGCUAGCACCUAGCACCGGGCGGUUUAGUUUUUUGUAUUUCGUUCGGCCGUGCAUUCGUGUCUUAUUAAAAAUCUUGUUUUUCUUUCAUGGUGAUGUAUCAAAACAUCUUUUGUAAUUUUAUUGGUUUAUCCUCGUGAAACGGUAGUAUUCACAUAAAGCCGUGACAGAUAUAUUGUCAUAAUGGCUAUCUCAAGGCGUCAAAUAUUACGCCUUCUAAGGGUCCGCAAUCUUCUAAUGCUGACUCUGAUAGCUCUACUGCUGUACAUAGUUAAAUUGCUGAACAACCUUGAUGCUGGCAACCAAUUUUCAAAUCAAGCUCUUGAAGUGAUCCGCGCACCACUAAGGUUCCGACAGGAUAAAGACCUUUUUGUACCAGCUAAUUUAAAUAAAAUCGACUGGCAUGACUAUGUUUUGUUAGAACAUGAAAGGAAACGAGUGGGGAUUGGUGAACACGGAAAACCAGCGUUUUUGUCAAAAUCAGAAAGUGAACACGAACAGGCAUUGUAUUCUGUGAAUGGUUUCAAUGGUGCACUGAGUGACAAAAUUCCACUGAACCGUUCUCUUCCUGACAUUCGGCAUGCUAAAUGUGCCACGAGGCUGUACAUUGCGUCUUUGCCUACUGUGAGCGUAGUGGUUCCCUUCCACAACGAGCAUUGGAGUACGCUGCUCAGGACUGCAUUUAGCGCUUUGCUACGUUCACCCAGCACUCUGUUGAGGGAAGUUAUUCUAGUCGACGAUGCGAGUACCAAAGAUUUUUUAAAGGAAAAAUUAGAAGUAUAUUUAGCAGAACAUAUGCCGAAGGUGAGAGUCAUAAGGCUGGAGAAGCGCAGUGGCCUGAUCACGGCUCGUUUAGCUGGUGCGAAGGUAGCCACGUCUGAUGUCCUGGUCUUCCUGGAUUCCCACACCGAAGCCAACGUCAACUGGUUGCCGCCACUACUAGAACCGAUAGCCUUGGACUACCGAACAGUUGUAUGUCCGUUUAUUGACGUGGUCGCGUACGACACGUUUGAGUACCGCGCGCAAGAUGAAGGCGCCAGAGGUGCUUUUGAUUGGGAGUUCUUCUACAAGCGGCUGCCUAUACUGCCUAAGGACGAAAAGAAUAUGCCUGAACCUUUCGAGAGUCCUGUUAUGGCCGGUGGUUUAUUCGCAAUAUCGCGCAAAUUUUUCUGGGAGCUCGGUGGAUACGACCCUGGCUUGGACAUCUGGGGAGGAGAACAGUACGAGCUUAGUUUUAAGAUAUGGCAGUGCGGUGGUCGUAUGAUAGACGCGCCAUGUUCCCGCGUCGGUCACAUCUACCGCAAGUUCGCGCCCUUCCCCAAUCCUGGACAUGGUGACUUUGUUGGCAAGAACUACCGCCGUGUCGCCGAAGUAUGGAUGGACGAGUACGCGCAGUUCCUAUACGCAAGACGUCCUCACUACCGUAACAUUGAUCCCGGCGACAUCUCCGAACAGAAGGCGCUGCGAGAGAAACUGCAGUGCAAGCCUUUUAGGUGGUUCAUGACGCAGAUCGCGUUUGAUCUAACAGCCAAGUACCCGACGGUAGAGCCGAAACCAUUCGCUAAAGGACGUGUGCGGCCGGUAUCCAACACGAACGUGUGUAUAGACGCGCGCAACGGGGAGAAGCUCGAGAGACUGAGCAUCACAGACUGCGCUGAAGUCAGCGAUCCUGAACAGAACUUCGUCUUCUCCUGGCAUAAGGAUGUCAAAGUAUCAUCCCGCAACAUGUGUUGGGAUCUCCCCGAGACUGCGGACGAGAGUCGCAUUAAGCUGUUCUCAUGCCAUCUUGGUGGUGGCAAUCAGUUGUGGAGAUACCUUACGGACACGAAACAAAUAAAACACGGUUCAGGCGAACACUGCAUAGACUGGCGCCCAACGACCAGAGACCUUUUCAUCAACACCUGUGACCUAGCUAGCGAGACCCAGCGGUGGACCGUGGACUUCGUGGACGAAGAAAUGAUGGCCAAGUGGAGCUUAGCCAAAACCAGAGUCACUGGACCCAUAGAAGACCCCUAAUUGACGCAAGUAAGAUCCCGUGUUUUGUAAAAGUUGGGUAAUAUUUCUGUUGAAUGAAACAAUUUUUAUUGUUUGGUCAAGGCGUGGAUGGAUACUUAAAUCAGUCUUGUUUGGUUUUAAAUUUAUAUAUAUGAGGUGUUCUAGAACAAACGCUUUUCCUUUAGUCGUGGUUUAGGUCUUUAAUUUAAUUGAAUAUUUGUGUUUUACACUUAGAAAGUUCGAAAACAAAAAAUCAUCCAUAAUUGUACUUUUUAUAGAAAACUUAUAAAGUAUUUUAUUGGUGAUCGCGUUUCUAAGGUCCUGUGUUUGUUACAUCUUGUAAAGAAAUACGCACAGGGCCUACCUUGACAUUUAGUAAUAAAUUCGAAAAUGAGUUGAUUUCAGUUUGGGACGGCUUCAUAUGUUACCGUCUAAACACCUUUAUUUGAAAAAUAUUUUUUUUUUUACCAAAAAGUGGUUAUGUUUAGGUUCAAUAUUACUAGUCUAGCUUUGUAGAAUGUAAAAUUGUAAAUAGUUAGGGUUCUUUUGUUAGGGUAGAUUAUGCAAUGUUGCCCGCGGUCGCAUUUAUACUCGGUAGCUAUGUGUCGACUUCGUUGUUAUGACAUAAUAUACACUUUAAUGUGUAGAUCUAUAGAAAAUUAAAUAAAUAUAAAAUGCAUCGUUUUAGUUACACCAUGUCUAACUCUAGAACGGCUAGACCGAAUUUGAUAAUCUUUGUAACAUUCUAAAUGUUUUUGGUUCGAAAUAAUAGAAAUGAAACACGAAAAAUAUAUCAAGAAAUUAGUUUUUCAAUGCAUUCGAACAUUCCAUUUAGGUAGCCUAAUAUUUUAUAUUUAAAUUAAAAUUUCGAACAACAAAAUUUUUAAUAUUUAAAUUUCGAACACGAUGUUCCUGAAAUAUUUUAAACCCCAUUUUUUAUCACAUUCCAUCACAUUAUUUUUUUAUUUAAAUAAAACAUCUCAUAAUAAUCUUUAGGGAAAAAAAUAAAACCUUCUUGGUGCUAUUACUGAGUUGUAUAAUAUAAAUCCAUAAUAAUUUUUGUAUUAUUUUUCAAUGUUAACUACCUAUAUUACCUUUUUAAAUGAACAUUUUGAUACAGUAUAUUAACCUCUAUGCCUAUUAAUAUUGAGACUUGUUUUGAUGAAUGACUGAUUUUAUAUGGAAGACGUGAAAAACUUAUUUUUUAAAUUAAUGCACUAUUGCAAAUUGUCGCUUUUAGUCAUUACUUUUAUGAUGUUAAAUUGUGUGUGUUUAAAUGUAGCUUUUAUAAUAACUAAUAAUAUUAAAAUUAUGUAUUGUUUUUAUUUAAAUUAUUUAUGCAUUUUAAUACUUCAUGUAUUGAAAUUACCAGUGUAUUAAGAGGCUUCUUGUCAUAAAGAGGUUAUAAUCAAUAGAAAACAGUUCUCGAAAUAAUUAUAUUAUUGAAAGUCUUAAAAUAAAUCUAGUCUGGCUUUCUUUUAAUAAAUCAAUGGUUGGUAAAACUGGCUAUUUUGUUCCUUGCUGUUCUAUCAAUUUUCAAUAAUAAUCAAUAUUUUGAGUUAUUUAGUUGAGUUAACUAAUCCUAUACUAACUUGCUUCAGAGACAUUUAAUGAUUACUUAAACUCAUCCUUAGUAACGAUUAUGUAUCGAAAACAAUUGCUAAGGACUUGGUUAAGUAACCAUUAAAUGACUGAGUACAACUUGUAAUUCGGUUGAUUCAAAUGUAUUUAGCAUAAUAUUAAUAUGGUAUUAUAACUAUUUUUAAUUUGUUACAAAAAGUGAAAAGCAUAAUUAUUAGUCAUUGUAGAAAAUUAUUUGUUUAUGUUUAUGUAUUUAAGUAUUAAAGAUAGCUGAGAUUGUAGUAACCAUAUAAAUUAAAGUAGAAGUUACGUAUUUCUGACAGUCCAAGUAUUAACUAAAAUCAGUUAAUAUUUUCUUUAUGAAUUACAUAAUAUCACUUUUAACCCCCGAAACUUAUGAAUACAUGAAUGAUUAAAUUGUAAUAGUAGUGUUAAAAUGUAUACUGUAGUAUAUAGCAGUAGAUAAAUAUUGAUGUCAUAUAAAUUGUAAGUAGUUAAUGACUUCCAAAUGUUAAAUUAGAAUGUAUUUUUAAUACGCGCUUUAAGAGGCAAAGGUAGGCCUUAGUCGCCAUUGAAUGGUCAUUUUUGUAUGAGGUACGGUCACGGUAGAUGUUAAAUGAUUUUUUUUAAAGAAAGUAUUGUAUUACCGUGACGAUGAUUGGGUGAUAUUUGCCAAAUAAGUAUGUGAAAGUCGAUUCUGUUGUACGUCAUUGUUUAAAUAGCGUGACCCGUUCACUCCAGUGAAUCAUAAUCCAGUGAUUGUAUUAAUAAUAGUAUGAACCGAAGUUAUUGAUAAAAUUUUAAUAUUGGUAAAUAAAAGAAUAUAUUUAUAUCUAUUUACUAAAACAGUAUGCAACUAAAAAGUAGACUUGUCCUGGUAUUUUAGAAUUAAAAUGGUAUCUUUUUCAUGCAACUGAUUAGUGGUAGAAUGAAGACAAAGCUUUCUAUUGUUUAAAUUUAAUGUUCUUUAGAUAUUAUAAUUUUUCAUUUAGUGAGACUUUGUCGUACAACAGAAUGGAUAUGUUAGAAAAUGCUUUGUAUGUCGUUGAAGCUAUCACUUCGCAUUUUGUACAACAUAGGCUAUGGUGUAGUAAUGUUAUAGUAAACAUGAUAAUGUUCGUUGUGCUAAUAUUUUUUGUAUAUAACUAUUGUUGAUUUGUUUGUUUAAACGAGUCUAUUCCAUUGUGAAACAUAUCACUAGUUGUAUAUAAGCACUUAAAAUUUAUUUGUAUAUUGAAAUAAAUUAUUUUUAUAAUGCAAA
Molecule: messenger RNA, 4839 nt
Organism: Spodoptera frugiperda (fall armyworm)
Lineage: Eukaryota; Metazoa; Arthropoda; Insecta; Lepidoptera; Noctuidae
Product: N-acetylgalactosaminyltransferase 6
Exons: 13
Coding region: 186-2018 (610 amino acids)
Cellular component (GO): Golgi apparatus
Source: RefSeq, a predicted model, not a curated record